CCGCUCGAACCCAAUUCAAAAUUUUGAAAACCUGUGGGAGUAUAAAACGAUUGCUAGAUUUUUCAAACCCAAGAUUCGAAGGAUCAGGAUUGAUGGUCAAGAAGGUUUUUUCAAACCCAAGAUUCACAGGAUCGCGAUUGGGGUUCAAGAAGGAUGCAUGGAGUUGUUGUGUUCAGGAUUUUGUGAAAUGGGUAGUAGUCAUUUUAUCUGACUCGACAGUGUCUGAUAUGGGUAGCAGGUCUUUCAAUUCUAAUACAAUAGUUUUGAUGUGUGUACUCACAGGGGUUUAGUGAGGUUUUUAACAUUUCUUGCGGUGUUGUUACCCUCAGAUUUGAGACUGUGUUUGGAUCAGAAGGUGUGGAGUACAGAGAAGAGCUGACAUUUCUCAAGUUUUGAGUCUGAUUUCGGAGUAGUACUGUGAGGCCGCCGAGGCCUUCUUCUAAGGUAAGCAUUUUUUGCAGGUGGGUCGCGGUUUUGUUAUUCUCAGAUUCAAGGUUGUGUUUGAAUCAGAAGGUGUGGAGUGCAGAGAAGAGCAUUGAUAUUUCUUAAGCUUUGAGUUUGAUUUCGGAGAAAUACUGUAAGGCCACCAAGGCCGCCUUCUAAGCUAAGAUUAGCAUUUUGAGGAGGGAAUUUUGAGAUCAUGCCAGAAGAGCGUCAUAUUUUGGUUGCCAGGCAGGGUUCACAAGUGAACUCGAGCCAUCGGUUAACUGUUUUUUCAGACAAUCAUGAGCAACUGAAUACAACUGAAGCUCCACAACGCCCCAGAGAUCCAGAGAUGAGGAACCCUGAAAUAUUGGCAAGGGCUCUAUCGAGGGCAACAGAGAGCAUCCAGCACAAAGAAAACAUGGUUCCUGAAAAGUCAAGGAGCCGAAGACGAAGACGAAGGAGGGUGUCUACAUCAAGGAGCCCUUUACCUGCAGAUUAUCCCCGCGCUCCUCUCCAAGACAUUACACUGUACAUGCAUAUUCUUGAGAGGACUAGAACGAGGUCUAGGGAUAGAAUGCAGAUGCAUGGGACAACUCCUAGACAGCCUAUGAUCCAUGAAAUACCUCCUAUAAUUCCUCUCCAAGAAAUGGAGUCUGCCAUGUCAAAUCCGACAUCGGUCCUGGAAGACCCUUUGCAAGAAACGGAGACUGCCAUAACGAAUCGAGGGCAAGAAACAGAGACCACCAUGGCAAAUCAAAUUCUGGUUUUGGAAGGCCCUUCGCAGCAAUCACAGACCACCAUAGCAAAUUUCAUACAGCUUCCAGAAGAUAGCACGCUACUAAAUUGUGUGCAACUUCCUGAGCAAGAAAUUGACGGACUAACAACUGACCCCCAAACUGAACAGCAAAAUGAUGCUCCAGAAAGUGCUGUGAAUCACCAUGGAAAUAUAAUUAUAGACAGCUCUCUAACAACAGACGUGGGGUUGAGAUUUCAUCAUGAUUACCAUAUUGAAGAAGGUAGAACAAGCAAUGUUUCAAUGUCAUCAAAUCAAGAGCAUGGUAGAGCAUUUGGAACUGUUUUGCAGUCUGAAACUUGGGAUGAGCCUAGCGGAAGGGGCACAGGAGGCAGUCGUGCCCAACCAAAGAAAAAAUCAUCUUUGAAGCCAUUGAUGAAAAUGCGUUGAAACAAUUCGUUUCACAAUGAUUAUCUGGCACAUAAUUCUGGGCAAAAAAUUAUGUUUUCAGUUUUUUCUCUCUAAAGCUGCAGAUCUGAUCAAGAAUAACCUUCUAUUCUAUAGGUGUUUCACUGGAUUGUUAACCUGACCAGACUUCUAAUUUGUUUCACAUAUUUUGUGAAUCCCCCAAUGGCUUCUAACUCUGGGCCAUUUUCAAAACAAUUUUAUACUUUCCCAUUUCUUCUCUGUAAUUUCAGUCCUAACUUUGGAAGUUACGUAUUUAAAGAAGUUACAUGUAAUAAUCUUAUGUACAUUAUAGGUAUCUUGUACAAACAUCUAUAUUUCUUGUUUUGAUCGGCACCAACGGAUUCAUACCUUACUCUUUUAUAAUUUUCAAUUGAGUAAAUCUUUGUUCUGAGUAAACUUUCCCUCUGAUACAAAUUGAUGAAAUUAGAGGAUUGUAAUCUGGAACUCUCGGCAAUGUGUCAUUUGUUCAAAUUGAUGAAAUUUGGUAGUUUGGCUUGUUGGUUG
Molecule: messenger RNA, 2131 nt
Organism: Cryptomeria japonica (Japanese cedar)
Lineage: Eukaryota; Viridiplantae; Streptophyta; Pinopsida; Cupressales; Cupressaceae
Exons: 4
Coding region: 641-1609 (322 amino acids)
Source: RefSeq, a predicted model, not a curated record